CCUGGAAGUACCAGCAUGGAUCUCAAUGCCGACCGCUCUAAGAGAGAGGCUAAGCUUUACAUGUCCCGCUUUAUUCAUGUAGGACAUCAAUACGUCUCUCCCUGCCAACCCUCUCACGGCAAGAUCAAACCCCCCCCCCUGGUAGUCGUGGCAGGGCAACAUUAUCGCACCUUUGUUCAAAUACCUACCUUGCCUAUCUACCUACCUACCUACCUAAGGUAUCGUACCGUACCUCACCUUACCUAUCUAGGUACCUAAGCUACCCUUACCUUAUACAUGCAAUCUCGACAGCCCGACAAUCUCUCGAUAAUCUCUCGACAAUCCCCUUCGGUGCGAAUCUUCACCUGUACUAGCACCCUAUAAAGCUCCAAGACCAAAGCAGACAGCUCUUACUUAGCGUGGAGUCAACUUAACGAACGUACCUUUCAAUUCGAGCUCGUGCUGUCACCACAUCCCAGAAACGAAACUCCUGUACCCCGCACGUCGAACGUCCCAUACGUCAGUUCGCUGCAUAUCGACCGACUGCAACUUUCUUUUCAACCUUUACCUCCGCGUUCUCGGUGUCGUCUUUCAUCUCCGGGGCUAUUUUGGCCACAAUUCCUCCUUCCAUCGAGAAACUGUGCGAGAGCGGCUCCUGAAUGGACUUUGAUCUAGCCCCUGGCUGACCGCGAUCGCGUCCACAGACCUUGAUCCAGGGUAGGUCCAUCUGGGCCUUGGGAUCAUCGUCUAGAGGCGAACCCGCGUCGUUGGGUGUUCCUGGGCCGGGAUCGGAAGCAUGUCAGCUGUUGCUGCUGCUGCCGCCCAGAACGACGAUAACCACUACGGCCAACAUGAUCACAAAAUCGCCUGGCCGAGCGCGAACAUGCCUUCCUACGGCGGCGGCAAGAACAGCUGUGCAGCAGAGUCAGAGGAGCAACAAAGCAUAAAAAAGGUACCGACACUUGGAAGAGAUGGGCAGGUGCGAGAGCAAUCCUUGCAGCAGAAAGAGCAACAUCAGGCGAAGAACCCAGCGUUGAGGUUUGCCAAGCGAUAUCGUACUGAGGUCGCAGCAAGCAUGUCAAGUGCACUCUCUACGGCUGCUGCAUUCCCCCUUGACAGCGUCAAGACUCGGAUGCAGACGUACAAAUACUCGGGCUUCAUUGACUGUGUUCGCCACACCUACCAGACGGAGAAGCUUAGGGGUUUCUUCAGAGGCGUCACUGCACCGAUGAUAAGCAUCACCGCGGUGCGUACGUUUUCGCUCUCGAUUUACAAUCGAUCCAGAACGACCUACGCUCGCGUGCUUCAGGAGAAGUUUGGCGUCGACGUCGUUGGACAUAUGCGGAAGAGCGGAAACUAUCCCAACUUUUGGACAGUCUCGACUAUUGGAGCUGCCGGUGCAACGGGUGGGUCUUUGAUCACUGUGCUAGCCUGUCCUUUCGAACUUUCAAAAUUGAGUGCGCAGGUAUCUGUUCUGCUGUCGGAUCGCAAAAAUUGUCCGAACCCCAAGGACUAUGCGGUUGCGGCCAGCUACCAGAACAAGGGCACUUGGCAAACCAUGAAGAACAUCGUUAGGCAUCGAGGAUAUUCGGGGCUCUACACCGGCUUCAGUCUUCAUCUAUUGCGUGACACGUUGGGAACCGGACUGUACUUCAUGACGUACGAAAGUGCCAAACAGAUCCUCACUUCGCUCUCUGGCACAUACCAAUCAAACCCCCUCCCUGUGCUCAUAUCCGGGGGCCUCUGCGGUAUAGUGUCUUGGGCUUUAAUUUACCCAAUUGACUCUGCGAAGAGCAUAUACCAACGAAACGCCCUGAUGCGGUCAAAAGGACAGACUGUUGAGCCUGUCAAGAUACAAUUCUUUCAGAAGCAUAUGUAUCGUGGACUCGGCGUGUCCAUGGGACGCUCCUGUGCUGUCAACGCCAUAUUUUUCUCCGUGUUUGAAUUGGCCAAGAAGCGCAUCAAGUCGAUGGACGAAGGCGUCUAGGAAAACCCACCAUCGUACUCCGAGUCUCUAUUAGGUCCGCUCGACGAGAUUGGAUGAAGCGAUGGUUUUUCAGCCAUCCUAACACUGAUUUACAGAGAGCAUCUAACAUUGGUGUUUUUUUUUCUUAAUUCCUUUGGACUUUAUGUAACGGAACAUACGUCUCGAGCAGUGGCUCUAAAUGAGCUUUAGGGACCGGGAAGGAAUUACCAACAUGCAUACUAGGAUGGCGUUUUUUUUUUUUUUUUUUUUUUAGGUUGCUUUGCCAUUCUCGUGAUGAAAAUACCAUUUUCUGGAGGUGGUAUAGCAGGCAGGGCAUUAGUCAUUUCGAGUGUAAGAAAAUCAAAACCAGCCAUUGAGCUACAGUUAAUCGGCAAACAAGUUCCGUGACAACAACAAGGGCG
Pyricularia oryzae 70-15 is the source of this 2367-nucleotide messenger RNA. RefSeq lists its product as uncharacterized. The record is from RefSeq and is a predicted model, not a curated record. Gene Ontology annotation, molecular function: transmembrane transporter activity. The coding region runs from base 776 to 1966 and encodes 396 amino acids. The transcript is spliced from 5 exons. Lineage: Eukaryota; Fungi; Ascomycota; Sordariomycetes; Magnaporthales; Pyriculariaceae. Gene Ontology annotation, biological process: transport.